AGCGCCCACUUGCAUUUAAAAAAACUUUGCUUGUGCUUUCCCUUACGCUCAGCACCUCGCAUUCUUGACAAAAAAAAUAAAAUAAAAUACUAGUCGAAUCAUGUCGAAUAAAUUUGAAUCUGAUGUUAUAAAAGCGCUUGAAAAAAUACUUAAGACUGAAACAGAAUAUAAUGUUAUUAUUCAAGUUGGAAAAGAGCCUGAUUUUAAGGAAUUUCAUGCGCAUUCUAUUAUCUUACGCUUUAGAUCCGAAUAUUUUAAUGAAAUACUUUCUGCUGAAAAUAUAGAGAAGAAAGAUGGAAAAUAUAUAAUUAAAAAACAAAAUAUUACUCCCCAAGCUUUUGACGUUAUUCUUAAGUUUCUUUAUACUGGUCAUAUUAGUAUCAAUAAUAAAUCUGGAACUGAGCUUUUAGAUAUUAUGACUUCCUCGGACGAAUUGAAGUUAAAACAAUUAACUAAGUUUACCGAAGAUUUUAUUAUUGAAAAUUAUCAACAAUUCUUACAAAAUGAUCCAGUUGGAAUCCUUCAAAUUAUUAAUUAUAAUAAAUCAUUUGUUGAUCUACAAGAAUUUUGCUUAGAAGCAAUUUGUUCUGAUCCUAAAAUUUUGUUCAACUCAGAUAAGUUCAUCAAAUUACCUGCUCCUUUACUAGAAAUUGUUUUGAAGCGAGAUGAUUUGAAUUUAGCCGAAAUUGAAGUUUGGGAAAGUUUAAUCAAAUGGGGACUAGCACAAGGACAAACAUUUAAUCAUGAUGUUACUAAAUGGAAUCAGGAUGAUUUUAAUCAUCUUCAAAGAAUUCUUUAUAAAUUUAUUCCUUUAAUUAGAUUUCAUGAAAUAUCAUCUGAUGAUUACGUCAAUAAGGUUAAACCUUAUAAAAAAAUUUUAUCAAAGGAAUUGAGAGAUGACAUUUUAAAGUUUCAUAUGGCUUCUGGAUACACCCCAAUUUUCAAAAUUUCACCAAGAUGUCACAAAUUUCAAUUCGAUUCUGUUAUAAUAACCAAUCAAAUUCAAGAUUACUCCGUACUUUUUGCGAAUUGGAUUGACAAAAAAGAGGCAAAUAAUAAGUAUGCUAAAACCAUUCCCUAUAAAUUUAAUCUCUUAUACAGGGCUAGCAGGGAUGGUAACACAACAAAAGCAUUUCAUGAUAAAUGUGAUAAUAAAGGAGCAACUAUAGUAAUAGUAAAAAUUAAUGGGACAGAGCAAAUAGUUGGUGGGUAUAAUCCAUUCGAUUGGGAUUCAAGUAAUAAUUAUAAGCAUACAACAGACAGUUUUAUAUUCUCAUUUACAGAUAGUAAGAAUAUAAACUCUGCAAAAUCAGGCUAUAGUAGUGGUACAAGUUCUAUAGGCUGUUAUCCGCAACAUGGACCAAUAUUUGGUACUAAUUUUUAUCAUGUAAUGGAUGGUACUCAUUGGAAUAUUGGUAACAACAAUUAUAUUAAUAUUGGUAUUCCAAACAAGCGUAUAAUUACAGAUGAUUAUGAAGUUUUUCAGGUUAUGAAGAAAUAAAAAAGUUAAUAAAUUUAUUUUAUGAUUUAGUAAUUUGAUGAAAAUUUUCAAAUUAUAAUUUUAUGCUUAUCUUUAAUUAUACAAUUUCUUGUAUUAUUAAAAACGCAUACGACACCUUAUUAUAAAAUUUAUCAUUAUAAAUUUCUAUUUAAAAUCUCAUCAUUAUUUCUUAUUUCUUAAAUACUCAAAAGUCAAAACCCUUAGUACUAAAAGUCAAACAAGUUCUUCAUAUAUUAACCAAAUCCAAGUGCAAAAAAUACAAUUAAUGCAAUAAAAGUUAUUAUGUGUAACGAUUUAGGUUUGUAAAUAAAAUAUUAUAUAAAAUCAGAACAUGUUACUAGAAAAUUUCUUUCUUUCGAUAAUACUUAUGUCAGUCGUCAUAGUGUAAUAAAUAAUA
Rhizophagus irregularis DAOM 181602=DAOM 197198 is the source of this 1898-nucleotide messenger RNA. NCBI's taxonomy places the organism in Eukaryota, Fungi, Glomeromycota, Glomeromycetes, Glomerales, Glomeraceae. The record is from RefSeq and is a predicted model, not a curated record.